AUGCUCUGCAAUUACAGUGCUCUUGUAAAAUUACCUAAGCUUCUCUAUAUUUUCUUCACGCUCACCUUUUUCUUUUAUCUCAUCAUCCCUCAUGCAACUCCACUAGAAUUCAACUUCCCUAACAUCACAGCAAGUGAUCAAACCGCCACAUCUAGAAUAAGAACUGACAAAGACGCUACUAUCUCAGGAGGAGGCCUCCAAGUCACCCAAGACCCGUCGCGGCCGGUUGGUCGAGCCAGAUACAUCGAACCACUGCACCUUUGGGACUAUCCUUCUCGAAACCUGGCAGACUUCGAAACCCAUUUCUCCUUUGUCAUUGAUUCAGAAGGAGGUUCAAAGUAUGCCGAUGGGCUAGCAUUCUACCUUGUUCCCAACGUUUCCGAUUCUGAUAUCACAUCAGGCAGUGCCAUUGGUCUUCCAGUCGACCUUACAACAAUGAACUCCACCACUCCCUUUGUUGCUGUGGAGUUUGAUACUUUUCCUUGGGGUGAUUGGGACCCAAAUUUCAUACAUGUUGGUAUCAAUAUCAACUCUAUGAAAUCUGUUAACACGUCCAUAUGGAAGGGUAAUAUCACUGGAGGGGGAAAAAAUGAAGCUUGGAUUAGUUAUAGUUCUGACUCAAAAAUUCUCAGUGUUCGCUUCACUAGUUAUUUUAAUAAUACCAUAGUCCAACAAGGUAGCCUUAGUCAUGAAGUUGAUCUGCGCGAGUACUUAACGGAAUGGGUUACUUUUGGCUUCUCAGCCUCAACGGGGGAAUUUUAUGAGACGCAUACAGUUAAAUCAUGGAAUUUCAGUUCUACAGAUCCGGCGCGGGUGACACCAAGUCCUAGUCCAAGCUUAACAGAUCCAGCACCAGUGACACGGAGCCCUAGUCAACGCCCCAUACCCAAAGGAAAGAAGGAAAAGAAUACAGCAUUUGUGGUGGGAUUAAGUGUUGGCUCAUGUGUUUUUUUUGGUGGAUUGGGUUUGAUUGCCAUUUGCUUAUGGAAGAAAAGGUGUAGAGUUAAAGAAGAAGAUGCAUUUGUCGUUGAUCUAUCCAUGGAUGGUGAAUUCGAGAAGGGUAUUGGACCAAAGAAGUUUUCCUUCACUGAGUUGGCUCAUUCGACAAGUAACUUCGCUGAAGAAGAAAAGCUUGGAGAGGGAGGGUUUGGUGGCGUUUAUAGAGGUUUCCUGAGGGAGUUGGCUUCUUCUGUUGCUGUGAAGAGGGUGUCAAGAGGUUCUAAGCAAGGGCUUAAAGAGUAUGCAUCAGAAGUUAAGAUCAUUAGCAGAUUAAGGCAUAAGAAUCUGGUGCAGCUCAUUGGUUGGUGUCACGAAAAAAAUGAGCUGCUACUUGUUUACGAGUUCAUGCCAAAUGGGAGCUUAGAUUCCCAUCUUUUCAAAGGAAAAAGCUUAUUGACAUGGACGAUGAGGUACAAAAUUGUCCAUGGCUUGGCCUCUGCUUUGCUUUAUCUUCAUGAAGAGUGGGAACAAUGCGUGCUACAUAGGGAUAUUAAAUCAAGCAACAUUAUGUUGGAUUCAAAUUUUAAUACCAAAGUUGGGGAUUUUGGGCUAGCCAGGCUUGUUGACCAUGAAAAAGGAUCGCAAACAACACUUUUGGCAGGGACAAUGGGCUACAUGGCUCCUGAAUGUGUCAUAACGGGCAAGUCUAGUAAGGAAUCAGACGUCUACAGCUUUGGAAUUGUUGUACUGGAAAUAGCAUGUGGAAGAAAACCCAUUAAUCUCAGGGCAACAGAAACUCAAUCAAGAGUGGUGGAGUGGGUUUGGGACCUCUAUGGAACAGGAAAGCUUCUUGAAGCAGCAGAUCCAAAAUUAUGUGCCGAUUUUGAUGAGCAAGAGAUCAAAUGUUUGAUGAUUGUUGGGCUAUGGUGUGCUCAUCCUGAUUACAAUCGCAGACCAUCAAUAAGACAAGCAAUUCAUGUGCUUAAUUUUGAAGCUCCACUUCCCAUUCUCCCAUCAAAGAUGCCUGUACCAACAUAUUUUGCUCCUGAUCCAGUGAAUACACCUAUAUCUUCAUUUCCAUUGUCCUUUGAUCCCACUGUCUCUGAGAGUAACCAAACCCAUUAUUCGAGCUACAGUUACAAUACAGAUUCCUCAAAGUUCACCACAUCUUCUUCAACUUCCUCUGCAACUGCAUCUCUUCUGCAUACGCUGUAAGUUGAUUGAAAGAAUAUCAAGUUCAAGAUUGUCAUGUAAUUGAGGUGUUUUG
Cornus florida is the source of this 2206-nucleotide messenger RNA. RefSeq names its product L-type lectin-domain containing receptor kinase IX.1-like. The coding region runs from base 1 to 2154 and encodes 717 amino acids. Gene Ontology annotation, molecular function: ATP binding; carbohydrate binding; protein kinase activity. NCBI's taxonomy places the organism in Eukaryota, Viridiplantae, Streptophyta, Magnoliopsida, Cornales, Cornaceae. Gene Ontology annotation, biological process: protein phosphorylation. The transcript has a single exon. The record is from RefSeq and is a predicted model, not a curated record. Gene Ontology annotation, cellular component: plasma membrane.